Molecule: messenger RNA, 1377 nt
Organism: Rhipicephalus microplus (southern cattle tick)
Lineage: Eukaryota; Metazoa; Arthropoda; Arachnida; Ixodida; Ixodidae
Product: adenosine deaminase
Biological process (GO): negative regulation of adenosine receptor signaling pathway; hypoxanthine salvage; inosine biosynthetic process
Cellular component (GO): cytosol; external side of plasma membrane
Molecular function (GO): adenosine deaminase activity
Source: RefSeq, a predicted model, not a curated record
GGGCGGGCGAGGGUAUUGGAGGCCAGAGAAGAGAGAGUGAACGAAGUCAGCCGUGUGCAGCAAUCUGGGCGCGCUGUCGGAACUGUUGAUUCCGCGUCUCGCCUUUGUGGUGUAUCCACCCCCAACCCCACGCUUGGCGGGAAGUCGCCGACAGCCCGGAGCACGCCAUCAAAACUUGUCAAACUACUGCUGCUGCUGAAAACGCGCGCCAAAUCGCUGGCCGCUGUUUUGCUGUAGAGGCGUGGUGCCGACGGGGCGUGAAUCGAAAGCGCGAUGAGUUUUCUCAGGCACUUCGAUCCGUCGAAGAUUCCUCGAACGAGGGUGGAGCUCCAUCUUCAUUUAGAUGGGUCCAUACGACUGGAGACAAUAUGGGAACUUGCACACAAAAAGAAGAUUGACCUCGGCUGUUCUUCGAUAGCUGCUCUGAGAUGGCGGCUCCAGAAAGUGGAGUCAUCGUCACUGAAGGACUUUCUCGACCGCUUCUCAAUAUUUAUGCCAACAGUCGUUGGUGACUUGGAAGCAAUUGAACGCAUCGCGUAUGAGCUAUGCGAAGAUCAGGCACGAGAAGGUGUCGCAUACUUUGAGGCACGCUACUCACCGCACCUGCUGGCCUCAAAGGACAAGGGUGUGACAGCGGCGCUGGUCAUCAAAGCGGUUAGCCGGGGCCUUGAAAGGGGAGAGCAAGACUUCGGUGUCAAGGCUCGGUCUAUACUGGUCUCUGUCUGGGGAAAUGACGAAUGGACCAUUGACUGUUUGAGACUUUGUGAGGAGCACAGCGGCAUUGGGGUUGUCGGAAUUGAUGUGGCAAAGGAUGAAGUGCAGACUCCUGGCUAUACAACUGUUGAGGCACAGGUCUAUCAGAGAGCAAAGCAGGUGGGUGUACCAAGGACAGCCCAUGCUGGUGAGAGCGGCACCUACAUGACGGUGCGCGACGCCAUCCUCAAGCUCGCCUGCGACCGUGUGGGUCAUGGAUACCGCAUUUUUCAAGAUCCAACUGGUGAGACGUACCAGUUGGCUCGCAAGCAGAACAUUCAUUUCGAAGUCUGUCCCUACUCCAGUGUUCUCUCUGGAGGCUGUCCACUGAGCACCCAGAGGCACUCAAUAGUUCGCUUUGCUGAGGAUAAUGUUAACUUCUCCAUCAACAAGGAUGACAGCACAAUCACGGGAAGCACACUGGAUGACGAGUAUGCGUUUCUUAAACAACUCGGUCUGACUGAAGCCCACUUGAUAAGAGCGAAUAUAAAUGCUGCACGAUCGUGUUUCCUGCCUCAUACGGAAAAGGAAGAUCUCCUUCAGCAUCUCUUCAGGGAAUACGGAAUUUCAUCUAAGACAGUGGCUUGAAUGCAAUAAAGUGUCUGUUUAACUCGUUUGCCAUUC